GACUAAGUGGUUCCAUUUGCAGCAACCCAAGUGGGCCAAAGCUUUGACACAAUCUGCCUUGAGUGAAACUUCGCCUCCCCUGUUCAUCGGAGCUUGCGCUCUGAUUUACGAAUGUCAACCCACUGAUUUUCUUCUUCGACUCGUUUGAACUCACCGAUCUUCCGUUCCGCUCUCUCCUCACCAUGAAGAACGCUUCCGUCAAAGGCCUUGAAGUUUUCGAUUUCACCGAAGAAGACGAGCUUCCCGAAUUGAUCUCCGAGAAGCGUCUGAGCAAAUUCAAAAACCCUAAUCUCGACACUAACGCUGUUUUGAAGUAUGAAUUUCUGGAAUGUGAUAAAUUAACUGUGGCCAAUGGGUUUGUUGUUGAAGGGAAGGAGAUUAAAAAUCCACAUAUGGAUGUUGAUUUGGGCAAAUGUAAUCGUGGUUGUGACAAUGGUAUUUCACAUAUUCCCUCGGGCACAACUAAAGAGCAAUUUAUCAUGGAAGAAGGGAAAUAUCAAUUGGAUGCCAAUACAGAAUCAGAAUUGAAUAGCCAUUCGCAAGAUCUGUUUGUGCAAGUAGAUGGUCAUGUGACAGGAAGCCUUGGCUCUGAACUUGACAAAAUUGGAUCUAGCUCUCAAAGUCCUAUCCUGGGGUUAAAUUGCACCCUUCCUGAGUUUAAUGCUGAAAGGGAGCCAAUUGAUGCACUCUCAGAUCCUAAUGGAAGCAUGAAUGGGAAUUCUUCAAUGAGCCCUCCUUCAGAAACUGUAGAGGAUGGUGUUUUGUUGAACGGGAAGUAUUUAGAUAAUUGCUCAUCCGACAAUGAAAUGGAUGAUCUUAACAAGGAGGUUGUCCUAUAUCCCGAUUAUAUUGUAUAUGGAGAUUUUUACUGUGCCAGUCCCUCGUUAACCUUUUCACCUAAUGCCAUCAAAAUUAAUGGUUUUGCUGAUUAUGGAAGCAAUGAAUUCCUUAACCUUGAAUGGAGAGUAGACGAUCUCAUUGAUAUUGAGUGUCAGUGCUUUCAAAGAGUUGAAUAUGUGAUGAUCAAGCUCCAUGUUAUAUCAAAGGAUGCUGGUCAAUGUGAUAAUUCGUGUGACACUUCUGGCAUUAAGGAAGUAAAGAUUGUUCUUGUUGAUUCUUACUGGUCUGAGAAACAACAAAAAAUCAGAUCUUUGGAUUCCAGAUACAUGGCUAUUUGGAAUAUGUCUCUCGAUGCGGGCAUAGGAACUGAUGAUGAUGAUUUAGGUGGACAAAGACAUUAUUUUCCCAACUUUGAUGAGCCUUUUGAAGAAGUUGUCUAUCCCAAAGGAGAUCCAGAUGCCGUUUCCAUCAGUAAAAGGGAUGUUGACUUGUUACAACCAGAGACAUUUGUCAAUGACACAAUCAUUGACUUUUACAUCCAGUAUUUGAAGAGCCAGAUAGAUCCUCAGGAUAAGCAUAGAUUUCACUUCUUCAAUAGCUUUUUCUUUAGGAAGCUGGCAGACCUUGAUAAAGAUCCAUCUAGUGCUUCAGAUGGCAGAGCUGCUUUUCUACGCGUUCGGAAAUGGACACGGAAAGUGGAUUUAUUUGAAAAGGAUUAUAUCUUCAUUCCUAUAAACUUCAACCUUCAUUGGAGCUUAAUGGUCAUAUGCCAUCUUGGUGAAGUGGCUAGAUAUAGCGAUGAAGACCUGACGAAGUCAAUGAAAGUACCGUGUAUAUUGCAUAUGGAUUCUAUUAAAGGAAGUCACGCAGGUCUUAAAAAUCUCAUCCAAAGUUAUUUGCUGGAAGAAUGGAAAGAGAGAAACAAGGAGACACCUGAAGAUAUUUCAACAAAAUUUAAGAACCUUCGGUUUCUCCCACUCGAGCUUCCGCAGCAGGAAAAUUCAUUUGAUUGCGGAUUAUUUUUGCUCCACUAUCUAGAACUUUUUCUGGCAGAAGCACCUCUUAGUUUCAGCCCGUUCAAAAUCUUCAAGCUUUCAAAAUUUCUUAAUGUGGAUUGGUUCCCACCUGCUGAGGCUUACCUCAAGCGAACUUUAAUACAGAGAUUAAUUUUUGAAAUCCUCGAAAACCGGUCUCGAGAAAUGUCCACAGCUGCAUGUAGUGAUGAACUUUUAUCUAAAUUUCCAUCCAAUAAUGAGGAUGAAACUGGCGUGGAGCUUCUUCUGGAAAGAGGAAGCCCAGCAGUGGCAUGCAAUCACAAUUUGUCAAGCUCACAAGCUGUCGAUGGGAUUGAAAUUACUCUAUUAUCUGAAUCUUCGAGUAGACCCAACCACUUUAUUGACGGUUCUGGCUUGGUUGUCAGAGAAUUAUUUGAACCAGGUGCCUCUAAUGGGUCAUUACUUGGAGACUAUCAAUCUUUUGCCCAGACAUCAUCGUAUUUUGAUACAAAUGCUACUGUGCUGGAGGAUGACGCAGAUGCAGAAACUGGAGACCGUUUCAUGUUCUUGCCUCCGGUACAGGACGGUUUGCAGCCAAUUGAUGCAAUGGCAUCUCAAGCUUGUCGAUUUCCAUGUUCAUCGAUUGGCCUUGAAUCCAAGGCUUCUUUUGACUUGUGCAUGUCUAUUCAACCAGAACGUGGUCGGGGCAUUGCCUCGUCCUCGGCAGAGGACUUGGAAGAUGUGGGAAUCAUCGAAAGUUGCGAUGUUAGGGAAGCAAGUCCUGGUAACAAGGAAGAUAGGAACAGGAAAAGACCUCUAUCGCAUGAGCAGGAGAAUCUAGAACCUGUAACAGAACGCCCUACUUCUGCUGCUACCACGGUGCAAGAUGUCGAUACCAUCGUCAUCUCUCAAGAUACUAACAUGGGAAGUAACGAUUCCGAACCCCUGUGUGAAGACGACACUCUCGUUGCAUCACCAUGUCUAGAUGAAGCAACCAAAACAGAUGUCGAACACGAUGAUUUGCCAGUGGUUGUUUCAAUUACAGAGGUGAACUUAGACGAGGAACCCCCUGCCAAGAAACCAAGGCAUUCACCAUACCCCGAAGAAACGAGUAACGGUGUCGGAGAAGGUUUGUCGGAUGGUGCAGACAUAUAGAUGAAAGGUCGGUCUCUUCUUUCCUCUAUAUUUGUAAAUGAUCAUGUCAUUAGUGUUUGGCUUGCCAUGCUGUUAAUAGUGUUAUGGCUCCAUAUCAACUUAAUUAAUACCGAUAGAAAAUUCAUUUGGGUUACGUUGAUGUAGCCAUGUUCUUGUUAGUUAUAUCAAGGAUUAGUUUUAAUUCCU
Molecule: messenger RNA, 3176 nt
Organism: Cucurbita moschata (crookneck pumpkin)
Lineage: Eukaryota; Viridiplantae; Streptophyta; Magnoliopsida; Cucurbitales; Cucurbitaceae
Product: probable ubiquitin-like-specific protease 2B
Exons: 16
Coding region: 183-2990 (935 amino acids)
Biological process (GO): proteolysis
Molecular function (GO): cysteine-type peptidase activity
Source: RefSeq, a predicted model, not a curated record